Molecule: messenger RNA, 2757 nt
Organism: Myxocyprinus asiaticus (Chinese sucker)
Lineage: Eukaryota; Metazoa; Chordata; Actinopteri; Cypriniformes; Catostomidae
Exons: 13
Coding region: 452-2623 (723 amino acids)
Cellular component (GO): intracellular membrane-bounded organelle; early endosome membrane
Molecular function (GO): phosphatidylinositol binding
Source: RefSeq, a predicted model, not a curated record
UGAGAGGGCUCCUACAAGGAUGAAUGAAGUUUACUCCAUGUGUGCCUCCCAGCAGUGAAGAUGGUUCAGUUUAGAUACUUGUGUAGGGAAAUUUUUGGGUAGAAGUUCCACUGUAAGUGGUUUUAUUGGAGUAAAAUGUUGUCAUUUCAAUACAUAGAAAAAUAAAUCUAACUUAAGCACCACACAUUUAUUACCUACAGUAAGCAGAGCAUAGAAAAUGAAUAAGCAAAUGCUCAAGGGAGGGCAAAUACGACGACAAUUUAUAUUGCACCAAUCACAAUUCGACUGCAGGUUCGCUUUUAAACCCCUCAAACUUAUCUUCCGGUUCUGUACACAACGAGUGUCCUCCGUGUGCAUGAAUGAAGUAGACAGGGAUAAACACUUGCUUUCAAAUGAACGAAUGAAGAACUAAUGCGAAGGAAUCUCUUUCUGAAACUGGAUCUUUUUAAACAUGUACACCUGGCGGUGCUUUAUCGCCAUGAUCUUUGUGCUGGUUUGGUACUUCUCAGGGUUUGGACAAUUAUGGACACAGGCUUUGUUUUGCUUUUUAUGCUUUUUCAAUUUUCCUUUUAAAAAUCAAGACCGUGAAACAAGCACUCAGACGGAUAAUAUAAUUGAGGAAACGUCACGACAGACAAAGAAGGGUCAUCAUGUUGGUGAUGAGCUUGAUGCAACCAGACUAGCUCAAAUUAGGCCUCAGACAAUGCAAUAUCCAAAUGUACAGAGGUCACUUCUCCAGGUGUUUAAAUGUGCCUAUGCUCAUCUGGUCCAGCCUUGGUACACUGUCCCAGAACUUGGUGAUAGUCAGCCCUUACAUAGGGCACUGCAGAGGGAGUUCAACAUGGUUGUGGAGAAAACCAUUUGCAAGGCCAAGAAAUUUGAUCUCUCUGCAACUAGUGUGGGUUGCAUUCGGAUAUUCACUCAACACCUCCACAGAGCAAAGCAGUCAGAUGGUUCCCCAGUGUUCCGCUCGAGGUCUGAGGAAAUGGCAGUCCUUAGAAACUUCUCUGUGGCAUUGGUGCGAAACCUUUUCCCUGAGUACGUUUGGGAACCACAGCUCUACCAGUGCAUCCUAACUGAAAUAUUGGCUACAAAAGCAUUGGAUGUGCUUGUGACAUGCCUCUGUGAUCCAGACAACCUCAAUCAGAUGGUGGUUUUGCAGUUGGAUCGAGUAACCCCCAAAAACUCGAUUGGAGACUUGGUAAACUCUGACAGGGAAGGUACACCAUCCUCCACAGGAAGUGAAAGAGCAGAAGUAAUGACAGAUACAGAGGAUGGUCGGUCUGAAGAAACCAGAGGAAAAAAGAAGGGCAAUAGGAUCAAAGAAACAUUUUCUAAAUUCGUCGAUAAGGUAAAGUCAAAGAAGGCCAAAAAGAAAAAGCUCAAAAAUAAAGAGCAAGAGCUUUUACAGAGGGCUUUAUCAGCACGUAGAUCUGCUGUGAUUGAGGAUGAUGACGCAAGCAGCAGAGAGAGCUCCGUCAGAAGCCUUAUGGACUCUGAUAAUGACAGUGAUGUGGAUGUUUACCUAACAAGUCUCCAAGAGGACAUGGAGUUUAAGCUUUCCUAUGAGAUGUGGCGGGUGGGAAAGUGGGCAGUCCGUGUUACUAAUGUUGAAAAGGAAAAGAAGGAAUUGUGUUUCAACAUUCACCUGGAGGAGAGAAAUAAUCCGGAGAAUCUCCACUGGGAUGUGAAAAAGACGCAGUCAGAUAUACUUCAUUUUCAUAGUCUCUGGCAGGUGAGAGAAGGAAUGGAUACUUCAACUUUACCCUCUGUAUCUGCAGUAGUAGAGAAAACAAAGAGGGAACUUGAUGAAACAUACACAGAGGAAGUUAGAUCAGCCUUGGAACACUUGUUACAAGAAAUGAUUUCUGAUGCACAGUUUGGUCAUACUCGGCCUGUAUUCCAGUUCCUCUGCCCUCUUGAAAAGUUACUGAGUGAAGAGGAAGAUGAGGGAGGUGUGUGGGGACUUCUCAGUGGACUAGCAUGCUUCCUCACUCCUGAACACGAUGAGGAAGAGACUCAUAACCCCAAAGGGGAGGAAAAGGUUGAUGAAGAAGGAUCAACAGUACAUCACUGUGCACAGCCAGCCUGCUUUGACACAGCUGAAGAGCCAGAUUCGGGCAUUGUGGAUGAGCCAGUGGCCACAAACAUUAGGUUUUCUACCCCCAAUGGAGAGACUGACCCCUUCAGAAGCGAAGAUCCUGAUAUGGAAGACAACAAUCAAAUCUUUAAUGAAGCUAAAGAGGGUUCAGAUGGACAGGAGAGUAUAGCUGAGAGUUUGGACAUCUUUGUUAACAGGUCAAAAAUACUAACUCCUACAAUACACUCAAAUGAUGGCUCGAGCUCUGUCAUGAGCCAUAAUGAAGGCUUACAACUUUCUGACAAAGCUGACAGAGUUAAAAGACUCCAGUCUGGUGGCAAAACAAACAAAAAGGAAAAGUUAACUCAAAAAAAGUCAAGUGGAUUACAAAAGUUCAUGGGAAAAGAGAAAAUGGGUCAACUGAAAGAAGACGCAACAAAUCAGCCACCGGUACAGGAAAAGGAAUCCAGCCAGAACAACUGGGAACAACUUGAAGCCACCAAAGCCAUAUUUGAUUUAUUGAAGGAAAUAACUGGAAAUUAAACAACUUUUUGAAAAGUAUGAAUCCCACUGAAGCUCAGAUCGCGUCCUACAUUGAUAUUCUCAGGGAGAAGAUGUGGCCAGUUGGAAACGUACCCCUUCAGCCACCACGUGACAGUGAGGAGAAACAUGAAACC